ACAAAAAUAUUCCCACAAUUUCUGACAUAAACACUCGAAAUCUCAAUUCUCAUUCCUUCCCUUCUCUUUCAAUCCUAUUGUCCCUACCAAAUAACAUUUCUUUGAUUGAAUUGCUGAAAACAAAUAUGGACAAAAACAAUUCCAGCGAAAACCAAGAGCAGGAAGAACAAGUAGUAAACCCAUGGGAAGUUUCAGCGAAAGGCAAAAUCGACUACGACAAGCUCAUUGAAAAGUUUGGUUGCCAGCGCCUUGAUCAGUCGAUAAUCGAUCGAGUUGCCCGCCUCACCGGCCGUCCCCCACAUGUCUUCCUCCGCCGUGCCGUGUUCUUCGCUCACCGCGAUUUCAAUGAGAUUCUGGAUGCCUAUGAAAGAGGGGAGAAGUUCUAUUUGUACACUGGACGUGGGCCUUCGUCGGAGGCCUUGCAUUUGGGCCAUCUCGUUCCUUUCAUGUUCACCAAGUACUUGCAGGAUGCCUUUAAGGUGCCACUGGUGAUACAGCUAACUGAUGAUGAGAAGUGCAUGUGGAAGAAUUUGACAGUGGAGGAGAGCCAGAGACUGGCACGUGAAAAUGCUAAAGAUAUAAUCGCUUGUGGAUUUGACGCUUCGAAGACAUUUAUAUUCUCGGAUUUUGAUUAUGUUGGUGGUUCCUUCUACAAAAACAUGGUCAAGAUUGCCAAAUGUGUUACAUAUAACAAGGUAGUUGGUAUUUUUGGUUUUACUGGUGAAGAUCACAUUGGAAAAGUUAGCUUUCCGCCAGUUCAGGCUGCUCCUUCUUUUCCAAGUUCAUUUCCACAUCUCUUUACUGGCAUGGAUAAUCUUCGAUGUUUGAUUCCCUGUGCAAUUGACCAGGAUCCUUACUUCCGAAUGACACGAGAUGUUGCUCCUCGGUUAGGUUAUCACAAGCCUGCUUUGAUAGAAUCAUUAUUCUUUCCUGCACUUCAGGGGGAGACAGGAAAAAUGUCUGCCAGUGAUCCUAAUUCUGCCAUCUAUGUGACUGAUUCCGGGAAGGAUAUUAAGAACAAGAUAAACAAAUAUGCUUUCUCUGGCGGGCAAGACUCUGUUGAAAAUCAUCGCAAGUAUGGAGCAAACCUUGAGGUGGACAUACCAAUUAAAUAUCUUGGUUUUUUCCUGGAGGAUGAUGCUGAACUUGAAUAUAUCAGGACAGAAUAUGGAGCUGGUCGUAUGCUAACAGGUGAAGUGAAGAAGCAGCUUACAGAAAUUCUAAUGGAAAUGGUUGAAAGACAUCGCAGGGCCAGAGCUGCUGUGACAGAUGAGAUGGUAGAUGCAUUCAUGGCAGUACGACCACUCCCCAACAUGUUCCGCUAAACUGGAAGGAAAUGACAGUCAAAUUCUAUGUGUUUCUUGCAAAAGCUACAGCAUAUCUUACUCAUCAAUUUGGAAGAACACUUGAAAUCAGAAGAAUUUUGUUCUAUCAUGUAUCAUUUUUUACACACCUUGUCAAUUUAUCCAGUAUAAUUAAGAGUGUGCGCAUGCAAUUAUCGAUAAAUGCUACGUUUGCCUUGUUUUUGAUUUGGAGCUAUGUGUAGCUUUAAGCACUUUUUUAUCUAUUUAUAAUUUAAAAUCGAUUAUAAACAAGGUUACACGUCUAAUA
Messenger RNA from Olea europaea var. sylvestris, 1611 nucleotides. Its product is annotated as tryptophan--tRNA ligase, cytoplasmic. Bases 126 to 1325 code for a protein of 399 amino acids. The record is from RefSeq and is a predicted model, not a curated record. Gene Ontology annotation, cellular component: cytoplasm. Gene Ontology annotation, biological process: tryptophanyl-tRNA aminoacylation. The transcript is spliced from 11 exons. Gene Ontology annotation, molecular function: tryptophan-tRNA ligase activity; ATP binding. NCBI's taxonomy places the organism in Eukaryota, Viridiplantae, Streptophyta, Magnoliopsida, Lamiales, Oleaceae.